ACCGGGCGGGGCCAGCGGGACGCGGCGCAGCGCGGCGGCAGCGGCGGCGGCUCGGGCAGGGAUGUGGGUGCCCUGAGCCUGGCAGCGGGGCCCAUGACGGAGCUGGCUUCGCCCACGGGCGAGAACCCCUUCGCCUUCCCGGGCGGCGAGGAGGGCCUGGGGGAUGAGAAGGCGCUGGUGAUCCACAGCCAGGCGGACGAGGAGGCGGAGAAGGAGUUCAAGUGCAUCCUCUGCGGGGAAUGCUUCGGCCAGCAGCCCAGCCUCGCCCGGCACCAGAAGCACCACGCCGGGGAACGCGCCUUCAUCUGCGCCGAGUGCGGCAAAGCCUUCAGCCUCAAGCACAACCUCAUCAUCCACCAGCGCAUCCACACCGGGGAGCGUCCCUACCAGUGCGGCGUCUGCCAGAAGAGCUUCAGCCUCAAGCAGAACCUGCUCACCCACCAGCGCAUCCACAGCGGCGAGAAGCCCUUCUCCUGCCAGCGCUGCGGGAAGCGCUUCCGCGAGCAGCGCUUCCUCCUCAACCACCAGCGCACCCACGCCGAGGACCGGCCCGGCACCGCCGCCGAGGUCCGGCCCGGCGGCAGCCGCUCGCCGGAGCCGAAUGAGGCGACCGGCAGCGCCUUCGCCUGCGCCCAGUGCGGGAAGGGCUUCAGCUGCCGGAGCAGCCUGGCCACGCACCAGCGCAGCCACGGUGGGGAGCGGCCCUUCGCCUGCCCCGACUGCGGCAAAACCUUCAGCCAAAAGGGUUCCCUGAAGAUCCACCGGCGCACCCACGCCGGCGACACCCCCUUCGCCUGCACCCAGUGCGGCGAGAGCUUUGCCCAGAAGGUCAACCUCACCGCGCACCAGCGCGCCCACCACGGGGCCGAGGCCGCUCUCACGGAAUGAUGGCUGCGAACGCCAGCGCGGAGCCGGAUCUCAGCAGCCGCCGGCCACACGUCGUGUUUCGCAGGGAAGGAGCCGUAUCGCCACGCUGCCGGGGAGAGGGGCGCGAAGAGGAGGAGGCAGCGGCUCGCCCCGGCUGCGCCGACAGCCCCCGCCGGCACAGAAACCAUGUGAAAUAAAAAUAAAAUAAAACACAAA
Molecule: messenger RNA, 1083 nt
Organism: Phalacrocorax carbo (great cormorant)
Lineage: Eukaryota; Metazoa; Chordata; Aves; Suliformes; Phalacrocoracidae
Source: RefSeq, a predicted model, not a curated record